Molecule: messenger RNA, 3036 nt
Organism: Harpegnathos saltator (Jerdon's jumping ant)
Lineage: Eukaryota; Metazoa; Arthropoda; Insecta; Hymenoptera; Formicidae
Gene: Naa80
Product: N-alpha-acetyltransferase 80
Exons: 7
Coding region: 779-1393 (204 amino acids)
Biological process (GO): protein acetylation
Cellular component (GO): cytoplasm
Molecular function (GO): N-acetyltransferase activity; acetyl-CoA binding
Source: RefSeq, a predicted model, not a curated record
AUGAUUCAUUCAAUUAUCGAUUUUACAUGUUUUGCAAUCUCCUUGUUAGUAUUGUACCGAAUUAAAUAAUGCCGAUAUUGUUACUACAAUUUUGUAGCACUUCAUUUGUUUUAUAUCAUUUCAAAUUUCGUGCAUUCAAGCAUGCGUACGUAGCCACUGAACAUGCACGUAAUCAUGGGGCAUGCGCAUAAGACCGCGAGGCAUAUAUCUGUCGAUGUUGAUACAUUUCGUCGGUGUGACAGAUUUUCUAACCUAAAUUACCGUCAAUUUUAAUAAUUAAUAUCUCGUUCCACAAGGCAGAGCGACGAAUUUUUCAAGUUGGAAAGUUGUUUGUCUUGCAGAAAUGCGUCGAUUAAGUAUUUUUUCGUCGAUAUUGGAGGAGCAGUUCCAUGCAUAUGAAUACAGUUAAAUUAAAGAUGUCCAGAUGGCGUGUACAGGGUGUCCCAGAACAACCAGAUUUCCCCUUAGGGGAUGAAAGGAGGUGCAAUUUGGAACCAAAUGUUCAUCUACCACUUUUGGGAGCAGUCCCAUGAAUACGAAUAUAGUUAAAUCAAAGAUGUCCGGAUGGCGUGUUAGAUCGCAGUAAAUCGCGAUGCAGGCAUAUAGUUGUUCGACGUAAUACGGAGGGGAUAAAAUCGACCAAAAUAUCGUUCUUACGUGUUCUGAGAAAAUGAUGACAUCGCUGCACCAUUCUCGCCGUAUUGAGUGUUGUGUCCAGUUGGUCUACAAAUAAUCUCCAUUAUCAUUACAUUAAAAAAGAAGAAAACAACAAGAAAUUAUGGAAAACAACGCUAAGUACGUAGUGAUACCUCUUCACCAUCGGCCUGAUUUGAUUACUGAUUGUUGUAAGUUACUUAAUUCUGAGUGGCCUCGAAGCGAAACUGCACGAAUGAAAUCUCUGAAUGUGUCUUGCGAUAAUUUUCCUACGUGUCUAAUUCUGAUUAAUGAUAAGAACAAGGUACUUGGACAUUGUAAAAUAUCUUUAGUGGCUAAAUCGAAAGUUAGUUGUUUCAUAGAAUCUGUUGUAAUCGACUAUCGCUGUAGAUCUCAAGGAUUAGGAUCUAGAUUGCUACAUGGCGUAGAAGAAUACGUAACGAAAAGAGGCCUGAAGAAUAUCUAUUUAAAGACAAAUGGCCAGGAGAUAUUUUAUUAUAAAAAUGGAUACAAAGUAUGCGAUCCAUUUAAAGCAUAUGGUAUUAAUGAUAUCAUAACCGUCAAUCCGCCCCUUGGCAGAAUAAAAUUCCAAGAACAAAAUAGCGAUAAUUCUGCCGAACAACCACCUCUACCGCCGCCGCCGCCGCCACCUCCGAUGCCAGUAUUUCAACUAUCGAGAUUUUUCGAUGUACGAAUGUUAUCUCAGAAAACGCAUAUGGAAAUAGGUAUCUGUUACUGAUUGUUGAUUGUUUCACUAAAUGGGUUGAAGCUUUUCCUGUGAAAAACAUAAGGGCCAUUACUGUAGCAGAUGUAUUUGUGAAACAAUUUAUUUCUAGGCAUGGAGUACCUCUGGAGCUUCAUACUGAUCAGGUUAGGAGUUUUGAGUCUUGUUUUUUCCAAGAAGUGUCAAGGUUGUUGGGAAUUAAAAAGACACACACUUCCGCGUUAUAUCCUCAGUCUGACGGCUAAGUGGAAUGGCAGCAUUUCACUAUUAUAAAUUAUUUAUCAAAAUUUAUUUCCAUAAAUCAAAAAGAUUUGGAUCGUUGGGUACCGAUGUUUCUCCUCGCGUAUCUUCGAAGCAUGAAUCCACUGGAAUUUCACCGGCUGAGUUGCAUUUUAGUCGAAAACUUAGGUUACCCUUGGAUUUGUUACGUGGGACUCCUUCCAAAACAAAGAUGACAAGCGUUUAUUGCAAUCAACUUCAAGAAAAAUUAGAUUUCAUUCAUGAGAUUGCCAGGCGGAAUUUAUGCCAGAAAUCUUUAUCUGCCAAAUUUCAUUAUGAUCGGGAUGCAAAAAGGUGUCAUUUUGCUGAGAGAAGUAAAGUCUGGUUUUUCAAUCCUCAUCGAAAAGUGAGAAAGGCGCCGAAGUUACAGUCGCACUGGGAGGGACCUUUUGAAAUUGUUAAGAGAUUGAGCAAUGUAGUCUAUUGUAUUCAAAAGUCGAAAAGGCAUAGGAAGAAAAUAGUUCAUUCUGAUAGGCUGGCUUCUUUCUGUGAAUGAACGGUUUGAUGUCGGUUAAAAAGUCUGAGCCCGUUAAUAAAUGUAGGAUAUUUGUUUUAAGGAUGAAGAUUUAUUCAUUUCCAUGUUUUUCAGAAACAUCAUUUUUCAUUGCGUUCCCCAGAAUAGUUGUCCUGCUCGUCAGAAUUUGUCCGUCAACAACGAAUUAAGAAGGCUACCUCCUCCACGUCGACGAAACAUUUUUGAUCGUGGUUUUUUCGUGGGGCAUUGGGCAAAUACCGAGGCAGGGACUUGGGGUGUCCUUCAAAAGAACGUUGGGUCUACAGGAGUUCCCCCCCUCCUGUCCAAAGAGGAACCAAGGAAGAAAUAGACGAGAAAGCGAAACAAGUGGAUCGUUUUAGAAAGGUCCUGGAGACUGAUCACCUCUUAGAGGACAGGGAUAGAGAUGGUGUUCUGAAGGCGAAGAGUCAAGAUUCUCGAAACCCUUGAUUGAGAUCAAGUAUUCAUGGAGUCCGGUAACCUAUAGCAGCAGCUCAAGGUAGGGCAGAAGCCGUGAAGAUCUCUGGAGUCAAGGAAGAGGAUGACUUUGCCUCAGUGGAUUGUCGGGACGACAAUUUUAAAGAAAAAGGGGGGUAAUGUUAUAUCCGAGCCGCAGUAUGAACUGCGACGUCAGCUGUUCACGGUCCUUAUCCUUGGCGGUAUCGAUUGAAGAACUGACAACCGAUCAGCUGAGCGACGAACUGACAGGCGGUCAACGGGGCAACGAAGAAAAAUAAGAAAAGGAGGGUUUGGUUUCUAUGACAAGUCGCUGACGCAGGCUAUCCAGCAAUUUUCGGUUGCGGCUCUUAAUCGGGAUUUACGCAAAAGAUCGAGAGUGUAUUUCUGUGCAAUUCACUGUAUAUAAAGGCUUUGCUUCUCCUUUUAA